Cynara cardunculus var. scolymus (artichoke) is the source of this 1647-nucleotide messenger RNA. RefSeq names its product adenylyltransferase and sulfurtransferase MOCS3. Gene Ontology annotation, cellular component: cytosol; cytoplasm. The coding region runs from base 72 to 1454 and encodes 460 amino acids. Gene Ontology annotation, molecular function: adenylyltransferase activity; thiosulfate-cyanide sulfurtransferase activity; URM1 activating enzyme activity. The transcript has 11 exons. The record is from RefSeq and is a predicted model, not a curated record. Lineage: Eukaryota; Viridiplantae; Streptophyta; Magnoliopsida; Asterales; Asteraceae. Gene Ontology annotation, biological process: tRNA wobble position uridine thiolation.
GGGGUUUUCAUUUGACUCUGCUGUUUCCUCCAUCCAAAUUAUCUUCGAGAUUCAACCGGAUAGUUGAACGAAUGAAUUCCAAUGGAGGAGUUGAUGAAUUGCUCACCGAACUCCAGUCGUUAAAGGAUUCGAAGCUAGAUAUCGAGGCUCGCAUAUCUGUUCUUGAAGCUCAGCUUCACCAAAUUCAAUCAAAUCAACACGCCAAUCCAAAAGGUUCUUCCGAUUGUUCCAACGGUCGCUCUGAUUUUGGCCAUGAUUUGACUCCAGAUAUGAUUUACAGAUACAGCCGUCAACUUUUACUCCCUUCCUUUGGUGUUCAAGGGCAGUCAAAUCUCUUGAAGUCGUCCAUUUUGGUUAUUGGAGCUGGGGGUUUAGGAUCACCUGCUCUGUUAUAUCUAGCUGCCUGUGGUGUAGGCCGAUUAGGUAUGGUGGAUCAUGAUGUUGUUGAGCUAAACAAUCUGCACAGGCAGAUCAUCCAUGGUGAAGCAUACAUAGGUCGCUCUAAAGUAGAGUCUGCUGCUGCAGCUUGUCGUUCGAUCAAUUCCACCAUUGAAAUAGUGGAACACAAAGAAGCUUUGCGCACAUCCAAUGCUUUGGAGAUAGUGAGCAAAUACGAUAUUGUAAUAGAUGCAACAGAUAAUGCUCCCAGCCGAUAUAUGAUCAGUGAUUGCUGUGUUCUGCUUGGAAAGCCUCUUGUAUCAGGUGCUGCACUGGGUUUGGAAGGGCAGCUCGCGGUUUACAAUUACAAUGGAGGCCCAUGUUAUCGAUGCCUCUUUCCAACCCCACCACCCACAACAGCAUGCCAGAGAUGCUCUGACAGUGGAGUUCUAGGUGUAGUUCCUGGCAUUAUUGGUUGUCUUCAAGCACUAGAGGCUAUCAAGGUGGCAAGCUUGGUUGGCGAGCCACUUUCAGAAAGGAUGCUUUUGUUUGAUGCAUUGUCAGCCAGGAUUCGUAUUGUGAAGAUUAGAGGAAGGUCAUCAAAAUGUGAAGCUUGUGGAGAAAAUGCAACAUUAACACGACAAGAAUUUCAACAUUUUGACUAUGAGAAAUUCACUCAGUCACCAUUGUCUGCGGCUCCUUUGAAGUUGAAAUUGCUGAAGACCGAUUCUAGAAUUAGCAGCAAGGAAUACGAUGAGGUUGUUAAAAAGGGAGAGGCGCAUAUCCUGAUUGACGUACGACCAUCCCAACAUUAUAAGAUCGUUUCUCUUCCCAAGUCCACGAACAUACCCCUUGCAAAUUUGGAAGAUCGGUUGGCCGAGAUAUCCGCUGAAUUGAAAAGCAAAGGGAUUCAUGAUGUCUCAGAUGCUAGUAUUUAUGUAGUCUGCAGAAGAGGUAAUGAUUCGCAAAGAGCCGUGCAAUUGCUUCACAAAUUGGGGUUUACGUCUGCUAAGGAUAUCAUUGGUGGAUUGGAAUCAUGGGCACACGACGUGGAUCAGAGAUUUCCGACCUACUAGUAAGUAGAGAUGGACACAAACCGGUACUAAAAAAACACAGUUUGGUCAACAGGCGGGUCUAAGCAGUCCAAAAAAACCCUGGUCCGAAAGGUCUACUAGUAAUUAUGUUGUUAACAUUAUACAAAAUCUUGUUUUGAACAACAAUGAAUUGAGUUCUUAUACUUUGAACAAUGAACAAAAUGUCGGAUUUUAA